CGCCAGCACAAAUCUAGAUAAUAAUUACAGGCUAGAAGAACGUGUCCUUUUUUUCUUUUCUUUUUUUUUUAAAGAGUUGACUAUCGACUUUCUGGUCGAGCUAUCGCAAUUACACAGUUGAAUGUAUAUCGCGAAGUGAUUUUAUCAGAUCUGAGGACGGGGGAGAAGUAAAGAAAGCAAAUGUAAUUAUAGACACAUUAAAAUUGUGUGUUUGUAACAAAGAGACUAGUAUAGUUCACAUUUGAUGUUCUGGUUUAAUUUAAUUCAUGCAUUGUAUUCAAGCUAAUAAUUUUGUGCUAGUUUGUAUGAGAAAAACUACGUUUACCGUAGUUAAGAAUAGACUUCUACGGAACAGUGAGAGCACGAAGAGUUAAAAUCAGGAAAUUUGGUCUGCUUUCUGUAUUGCGACGUAUUACAAAUCUCUGGUUUCAGUAAGGUGUUCGAUACAGACUGAUUUUCGUACUGUGUAUAAAUACAAAAUUAUCAUUAAUAUUUUUCGUGUCAGUACAUGGUCAUCAGUAAAUUAGAACCUAAUCGGUAAUUAUAAUGCCGCUUGUAAAAUUGCCGUGGAAAAGUAACACAGUAGUAAGACAGGAAAAAUGGAACAUUUCAGGUUCGGUAAUGGUAACUCAUAGAGUGUGCGACGAGUUGUUUUCAUCUCCCCAGCAGAGUAGCGCUGAGGGUUGUAAUGAUACACAACUUCCAUUAAAAUGAACGUGAAUUAAUAAGUGGGCAUGGGUUCUGAUCAACAGUUCUGUCUGCGAUGGCACAAUUACCAGAGUAACCUUCUUGCAACAUUACCGCAGUUCUUGGACAGUGACAAUCUGACUGAUGUCACAUUAUCAGCUGGUGGACGAAGUAUUCGAGCACACAAGGUUGUCUUGUCUGCUUGUAGUCAGUAUUUUAACGAGCUUUUCAAGGUGCUGCAUCCAAUACAACACCCUGUUGUAGUUAUACCAGGGACAACAUUUUCAGAUCUGUGUGCACUUGUAACAUUCAUGUAUAGUGGAGAAGUUAACAUAUAUCAGGAACAGCUUCAGGGUCUCUUAAGCAUGGCAGAUGCCAUGCAGAUCAGAGGACUAGCUGAAGUCAGUGGGGGUGGAAAAAAUACUGUUCCAAGAAAGGAAAAUUGUGGACAGAUGAAACGUUCGAGGUUAUCUAUGCAGACACCUGGAGGGACAGACAUUAUGAAUGCAGAAGGAAGUAGUGACCAGUGUGGACUACAGCCCUUGCAGGCAGAAUCUGUUGCUAACAAUUCACAAUAUCAGAAGGGCAGAAAUGACAGUAAGUGUGGAUUCCCCAACAGGCGAACAUUGACAGCCCAGCACUCUAAAGAUGAUGCAAGUAUACAGCACAGUAGUGGAAUAAAGCAUGAAUUAGGGAAUUGCAAGGCAGCCACUGAUACAUUGGAGCAUUUUUCUGAGUUACAGACACCUGAGUAUACAAGUAGCUCAGCAUCUCUCAAUGACAAAGACGGGGCAAGCUAUGCUAAGGACAAGACAUCAUCUGCAAUUCCAAGUCUUAGUUCUGUACAAGAAUCAAUGUCUCAAAUUAAGGUUGAGACUGAAAUGGACACCAGUGAGAUGAAUAAUACUCAGGAAACGCUGGAUGUUUUUGUAGAAUCUGAUUACAAAUCAUCAGCGAGAGUUUCUCACUCCAGUAGCGCUAAUGAAAAACAUCAGUUGUACAGUAAUGAAAUGGAUGUUAUAUUGGGGCAACAGUCCCCUCCUUCAGAUGACUCUGGUGGAAGUGUCUGUAACACAGACAGAAUGCAACAUAGUUCAAACACAGCUUUAACCAGUUUGAAACUGAAAGCUUCAUCUGGCCAAUUUAGUAAAUUCUAUCUCCCAAAUCCCACUACAAGCAACACUAGCAAGCUAUAUGCCACAUGCUUUGUUUGUGGUAAACAGCUAAGCAACCAGUAUAAUUUGCGUGUCCAUCUGGAAACACAUCAGAAUGUUAAUUAUGCAUGUAGUGUUUGUAGUCAUAUAUCCAGGUCACGAGAUGCUCUGAGAAAGCAUGUAUCUUAUAGGCACCCUGGUGAAGCUCGGGAAAAAGUGGGUUUUGGGGGUCUUAUAAAAGAUGCUCGUAUUUCUGGAGGAAGUGCUUCAAGCACAUCAAAGAAAUCUAAAAUAACAGAUAAUACUGAGGAUGAUAAACCCGUCUCAACAUAAAAGAUAUAUUUCUGGAAACAAUAUAUCAAUACUAGUAUAGAUGAAGAGUCUUGAUUGCAGGAAAUUACUAUUUAUUGUUGUAUAUAAUUUACUUGGAAUCUGUAAAAGUCAUUUUCAACAAUACCAAAUACAUUUCCUUGUUGGUUUUAAUGUUAAAAAGAGCUUUAUAUGUUAAAGAUUUUAUGUAUACACAUACAAACUAGUAUGUCAUUGUUUUUAAGCAUUUUAGCAUAAUGUUUGGAAUGCUUUAAUAAGUGUGUGUGUGUGUGUGUGUGUGUGUGUGUGUGUGUGUGUGUGUGUGUGUUUUGAAAAGAUGAAGUGUAAGUAAAGUUUGAAUAUGAAUUCACCAAAGUGUUUUUCCACCUUUAUUAUAUACAAAUAUAUUCUAAGAUACUGAUAUUCACAGCUAACAGAAACAAGAGUCUUUCAUUCGCACUUGUGCCUUAAUAUAUCUGUAUUUUACUGUAACACCAAAAACUAAAUGAAAAUGUUAUUUUCUCUGUAAAUUUUUAUGAAAAAAUAUUACGCUUAAGAGGUAAUAGUGCCUACUGUGCAAUAUGUGAAAGUACCUGUGGAUUAAGCCAAAUUAUUAAAUAUUUUAUAAUAACUAAAAUCAUAAUUUUGUGAGUGACUGGGAAUGUUAACCAAGAAAAAUUAUUUCUUGUAGAACUGCUGUCAUAUGUGCGACUUAUUAAAUUAUCCUCUUUACUGUGAGGUCUUGCAUUAAGAGUGUUUGUAAUGUUAUUAGUGGACAAAAAUGUAUAGAAUUAUAAAACAAAAUAGCCUUAGGUACUUAUAUUGUCUUCAAUCAUCAUUGUCAUUCUUGUACAAAGUUUUUUUUUUUUAUACUGUUCAAGUAGAUAAACAUCAAAAAAUGUUUUAUGUGGUAGUUGACACAGACAUCAUAAAUUCGUACAUCCUUUAAAGGACAGGAGGGGUUGGAAGAAGUGGAAUGAUUGAAUAAGAAACCAAUACUUGGGGUGAACAGACAUACAAUGGAACAGGACAAAUAAAUUAAAAAGGCCAUUCCCUUUAGUUUAGGAGAUGAAGGAAUACCUAAUUCCAAAAGCUAAAGUUUAUGUUGAUUUUUAUUCAUAUCUGUUGUUUCUGCCAUCUGAUAUGUAUUACUUGAGAAGACCUACUGCAGUCCUUGUCAGAGUGCGAGCACCAUUGUGUUUACAUUUGAGAAAGGGAUAGCAACAGCAUUACACUUCAUUAUCCGUACAACUGAAGUACCUUCAUGCACUUCACUCAUAUCUGCCAACAGUUAAAUAUUCCUCACAACUUUCUCUUUGGUUUUUCUUAUCCCACACUGCCACUUCAUCAGCGUUUAUUCAUGGUAUAACAUUUUUAAAUCUAUUUCUUGUCCAAACCAUUGUCCAUUUGAAGUAAAUCCAUUUGAAUAAAUAUCUGCUGUAGUAUACCAUUUUCACAACUAUAUUUUGAUGUUCACGCAUCAUGACUCAUAGUAUCCAGCAAAUUAAAAUCAAAUUGUCUAGAUAAAAUAACAUACUAUCUUUCCUUGUUUGAAGCCCAGUUCUGUGCAAAAAUCUGAGGCAUUUCCACAGAGCUCAUAUUUAAUUACACUGCUUAUAGUGUUACAAAAUUUGCCGUUUAAUAUCACAGUUAUGCAUAUUUGAGCAUAUUGCAUAUACUUCUUUGGACUCAGUUCUCGAAUCCUGCUUCUUUGAUAUUACAUCCCUCUUUCUGUAAUUUUCACAGCUUUGACCUCCUCAACUUUAACAUUUUGGAAGCACAUUUCCUCACCUUCUCCACUAGAGAUGUCAUUUUUUCCUUCUCAUCAUCAAUUAAUAUAAUGACAGUAGUAGAAAGCCUGUCCAUAUACAUAUUUCUACAGUCAUUUUCCCACAUGUUUCAAGGAAUCUGCUUUCAGCUGGAACAUUACAGAACCAUAAUACUUCAUGCUUUAGCAGGUACCACAGUCCACUUUAUCAAUAAAUAGAAAAAGAAUAUAUUCUAUAUUAAUUUUAUUAUAGCUCCUUUUUGGAGAUCUUUUUGUUUAGAGAUGCUAUUGUAAUAAGGUUGAUAUGAAUUUGAUUGGUGUUUGUGAAAUUAAAAAUGUAAAUACAGAAUGAUAUUUACUUUACAUCUGUUAUUGGAAAGGUCUAUAUAUAAAAAUAUUUUUAGAUCUAUUGAAGUGCGUGUAAUCUGCAUUAUACACAGUGGAAUACAGUAAUUGUUAUAACAUCUGCAAUUGAAAUGACAUUCACACCAAAUAUUGUCCUGUUAGUGUGUUUAAUUUUCAUAUUUUGUAGCUGUACAUAUAUUGCAUUAUAUGUCAGUGUUUGCUGUUUGUACUUUUUUGUGAAAAAUGUGAUUGUAGAUAUACAGUUACAAGUUCCUUGUCACGCUAGUCAAUUUUAGUCAAAGCUGCCACACUGUGAACUUUAGUGCAAGUCUUUGUCCCUCUAAUGGGAGUAUUCAUUAAUAGAUAUGUAUCAAGAAUCAGUGCCUUAUAAUGUUUUAGCUAAAUGACUGAAACAAAAUAUAAUAAAUCCUAGUCUGAUUUAUUAACACCAUUGCAUGUUAUUUCUAGACACUGCACUCUGUGUACUAUAUAUUUCAAGCGUUGCUCAGUUUAAUUUUAUUGUCACUAAAGUUUGUAUUACAUAUGUUGUUAUACAUGAGCUUUAUGUGUUACCUGGAGAAAUAUCUUCUCUGCAGAAGCAUCAGCCAUGUGGCUAAGGUGGUAGAGUGGCUGGGAAUUAUAUCACACUUCUAUUAAUUCAUUUAGAUUUGAAGUACUUGGCCAGAAACGGCUCCAGGAAGACCUGUGGUCAUAUAACCUUCACUUCAUACAAAUAGAUUUUUGCUUAUUACUUGAUGUGCCACAGGUUUUUGUACCUGGUUACCAAUGUGAGACAUAAAUUGAGACAUUGGCUUGCACAAUCAAUGUCAAAUACUAUGUUCACUGUUUAUUUUUUAGAAAGUCACCACAUUAAUUAGAGUUGUAUUUUACUCAUUCUCUCUAUGAUCACAGUUUCAAUUUGUGCUGUAUAUUAUUUUAUUAUGGUGUGACAGUGUGAAUUAUCUCUAGGUUCUGUAAGUAUAUGGAGGAAUCAGUGCGAAAUUGGGUUCUGAGGCUAAGUUCUAUAUGCUUUACUGUCUGCAGAAACUAUCUUCUAUGUUUUCUUUCUCGGAUGUGUGCGCCUACAUAAGCCUGCCGAAGGGGGAAAAGUAAAGAAGUUGCCUAAUGCAGCUCUGUGCAUCCCCGGAAGAUACUUCACUUAUAUUACAAAAAUAUAAAUUAGAGGUAGCUAUGUUCCUUGAAUAAUUGUUUCAUGAUAUUUGACUGAAAAACAGGUUUAUUAUCUCUUAAAACAAGAAGAAAAAUUAUCUUCCCCUUAGCUAGUCUAAUAGUUGGCUGUUACACUUAAUAAUGAAAGUAGAAUUGUAAACUAUAAAUAAAAGUAGUUAAAUGGGCUUUCAGUUUAUGACUACUCCACAUUAAAAAUAGAGAGCAAGUACUUUAAAGUACUUGAAGCAUAUUAAAGUAGUGCACAGUCAUAUUUCUUUCUGUACUUACUGGUGUCUUUUAUCCAUGGUAGACACAGUACCUAGCAAAGUGACCUUUAUCUUUUCUCUUUUCUAAGAGUCUGUCCCCUACCCAAUUGGUGUUGAUUCUGUUUCAUCUUUAACUGCCAUGGAAAUUUUGUGAAUUACAUCAGUGGUCCAUCUUACCUCUUCAAAUCCAUCUACAACCUUUAUUAUUACUAUAAUUAUUAUUAUUGGUAUUGUUAUUAUUAUUUUGCCACAUUGUGCAAGAUGUUUUUAAUGCCACAUGUAAUAUUAAAAUUAUUUUUAUUAUAAUAACUGCUGUCACUGUUACUCUCCACCCUCUACCACCGCUACAACUACAAUUGACAAUGGACAUAGAGUUCUGUGCAACUGCGAGACACACUUAGACUUGAGAUUGACAAAAAAAAAUUGCUAACAACUGAGAAGAGAACCUGUGAUAGUAUUCAAAGUUGCAUGAAUUUUUAGGUUCAUAAUGUUCUUAUUAGUCACAUACGGUACUUCAAUACAUUCUAAAGUCAAUAAAUUGCUAAUUGUUACUCUGCUUCCAUACAAAUGUUUCCUUUAGAUACAUACCACAACUACAAUGCAUAGCAACAAUUUCAAAUAUAUCCCCAUAAAAUGUGAAUAUAAAAUUCAUCUUCAUUCUUAAAGACUUUAUCCUUAAUUGAUUAUCAGCUUUUUAUUUCUUUUUCAUUUAGUGAAUUUGUCUCUUCUACACGUCUGUCACCAAAAUAAGCAUGGUUUCUUUAAUAUUUGGCUUAGUUCUCAGUGAAAUAUGCUAUGUACUGGAAAAAAGGCUUUGUUGCCAUGUCGUUUUACUUGUACUUCACAUUUAAAAUCUUUGAUCUUGUUUUUCUAGUUGCCUCCUUUUUUUAAUUUCUUUGUCACUGUAUUCUAAACGUCAUCUGAUCAUGUUCUAUAGAGCUUUUUUAUCUUUGAAUAUAGGUACACUCAAUUAGAUUCAGUUUGCAAAUCUGCUUCAGUCUUUACUUUCCUGUUUCAGAGAAACAAAAAAAAGCUGUAACAGUUUCUAAAGUUGGCUAAAUGUUGAAGAUUUCUUACACUCUACAUUGUGUAUGUUUAAAUUUUCCUGUGUAGUGAUACAUGUCCAUUUCCCUCAUGCAGCUUUAUAAUAUUUCAAAUUAUUAUUAGUGGUGUUCACUUUCAAAGCAGCAGAUUCUAGUCAGAAAAUUGUUGCAUCAUUGUGUGAAAUUGUCAAAAUUCUACUAAUUGCUUUCUUACAUUUAGUUUAAUUUCUUUCAUAGUAUUUGCAGAAAAGAACUUCAUGAUAAUUUGUUCCAUAAGUAACUGUUUGCUGUAAUGUAGAUGACUGCAUUGUCUUUGAUGAGCAGUGAGAAAAACAGUAGCAAAUCACUGAGUAUUUACAGACAUGUUAUAUACGUAUAUGAUGGACCAUGAUUUUUGUUUUCCUAGGUAAAGACAUUCCCUUGAUGGACAGUUGUAUAGUUCGCAAAUUUAUUAUUUGAAAACUGAAGCAAGGUUGUUGGCAAUAAAGAAAUGUGAAACAGGAGAGGAUAAAUACAAGUGAGGGGUGUAUGACCUGUUAAAGGGAAGGAAGAGACCUUUUUACUACAUGGAUCUCCAUCUUCCUCCACAUUGUGAGCAACAUAACUAGUGAUAUGUCUUCCCACCAUUCAAGUAGUCAAUUUUAACAAAAAAUCAAAGUUAUAUUUAGAGUCAUUCAGUAUUUUUCAUGAACAGUGAAAACUUAUGAGGAUUAAGGGUUAUUUAAAUUAUACUUCUAGAGAAGAGAUUGAUAUCGUGUAAGCUGAAAAUGAGUUACACGUCUUCCUCACAUAUUAUAUUAAUUACAUAAUACAUACAUAUGUAUAAUUUUUAGAACUUUGUUAAUUUUAACUAGUACUUGUAUUGUUAUGAAUUCUGCAAAUGCAGGAAGUAUCUUAUUAUAAUGCAGUGAAUAGCUGGUUCUGGGAAAAUUCAUAUUUAAUUGUUCAUGCUUUGUGUAUGCUUAAAAUUAAGUCUCAAAAGUUGUAGUUUUUAUUGCAUUUUAUUAUUCUUCACUACCAGUCUUGUCAAUCUCAGCUGCUUUAGAAGGUUGCUCCCUCAUUUAUGCAAUCUGCAUAGUACUGAUUUCUCAUAAUGAGAUAUCAACAUGAAAAUUCUAAAACAAAGUUAGUAACCUAUGACUUGUGUGUGGCCUAACAAAAGUAACUAUAAUUUACAUAGUCCACAAUAUGCUCAAUUGGUCACAGAUGAAUACAGGGAAAAACUAGAAACCAAUAUUCCUUGAUUUAUUAAUAAAUUUUUAUGCAUUACAGUGUUAGCCAUCUUCAGAAUUUGUAUAUAAAAAUGGAUACAAACAUAUGGAGGUGCUUGGGGCAAACAUAUAACAAACAGAAGAUAUAUCAAAUAAUUACAGCUAAGACACAUGUAGCAAAAUGGAGCCAUACGGUACACGAAAACUAGAAACAUCCAAAUUUUACAAAAUAUAUCUACUUCCCUGGUUGAGAUAAAAAGCAGAGGAUUACAUAUUAACAUGGUUGUUUUGCGACAAACAUGUGCAGAUUGACAGAAUUCAAACUGUGAGUACAGAGAGUGUCAUCACUAAGUGGUGCCACAGUACAGUCUUGCUGACAACCAGUGCCACCCAAGAAGAACAAGAAAAAUACAGUUAACUAUUUAUAACUGUAAAAUAAGAUGUCAGUGACAUUGUAUAAUCUGUAUGAAUAAAAUUGAACUAGUGCAAUGGCCAAAAAGUUAAAUUAUUUUAACAUAUGGCACAUAAUUGGCCAACGUCUGAAACAUUUAUGAAAAGAAAUACUUUAUUACUAAGUAGCAUAUGUACAGUGAAUAGCUUCAGAAAUAUGAAUUGUCAAAUUAUGAUAACAAUAAAAAAGCUACCUCAUAUACAGCCACACAUACAAACUAAUAAUACCAUUUAAAAUAUAACUGGAUAGCAGUAUUAAAACAAUAAUAAAAUU
Schistocerca cancellata (South American locust) is the source of this 8677-nucleotide messenger RNA. Its product is annotated as protein abrupt. Gene Ontology annotation, molecular function: protein binding. Gene Ontology annotation, biological process: regulation of transcription by RNA polymerase II. The coding region runs from base 735 to 2174 and encodes 479 amino acids. Lineage: Eukaryota; Metazoa; Arthropoda; Insecta; Orthoptera; Acrididae. The transcript is spliced from 5 exons. The record is from RefSeq and is a predicted model, not a curated record. Gene Ontology annotation, cellular component: nucleus.